GCGGCCGCGGUGCUCCGGACUGCGCGGGAGCCCGAUCCCUUCACCCCGUGGGCACUCGCGGGGCCGAGCCCCUGCUGCCCUUGGCCCACGCCCGCGGCGCUGCAACUUCUCGUCGAUUCGGAGCCACUGCCCGGAAUCCCUGUGCUUGUGCACCCGAAAUGGACUCAGAAAUCAAAGAAGAAAUUCCUGUGCAUGAAGAAUUUGUUUUAUGUUGUGGAGUCGAAACCCAGGUUUUAAAAUGCGGGCCCUGGACAGACCUCAUCAAUGACCAAAGUGCCACCAGGCCUAAGUUGCUGAUUUUCAUUAUUACUGGUAACCCAAGUUUCUGUGCCUUUUAUGUGCCAUACAUGAAGGCCCUGUACUCCGCAACAAACAGACGCUUUCCCAUCUGGGUCAUCAGUCAUGCUGGGCAUGCCAUGGUGCCCAAAGACAAGAAGAUUCUUACAGCCCCCGAGGAUCCAAAUGCUCAAGAAGUAAAAGAUGUCUACGGACUCCGUGGUCAAGUAGAACAUAAACUGGCUUUCCUGAGGACUCAUGUGCCCAAGGACAUGAAACUUGUGGUCAUUGGUCAUUCAAUAGGCUGCGAUAUGACCUUGAAGAUUUUGAAGCUGGCCCCUGAACUUCCAAUAAUUCGCGCCAUUCUGCUCUUUCCAACCAUUGAGCGGAUGUCUGAGUCUCCCAAUGGCAGGAUCGCCACCCCACUGCUCUGCUGGCUCCGGUAUGUGCUCUACGCUACUGGCUACCUGUUACUUAAACCUUGCCCUGAGAAAGUCAAGUCCCUGCUGUUGAACAAGGCCCUUCGAAUGCUGGACCUGGAGAAUGAGUUUACGGUCCUGAAUGUAUUGGAACCGUUCUGCCUCGCUAACGCCGCAUACCUUGGGGGCCAAGAAAUGAUGGAGGUGGUGGAGAGAGAUAACGAAACCAUAAAGGAGCAUUUACCUAAGCUUACAUUUUACUAUGGAACUAUAGAUCGUUGGUGUCCUCUCCGGUUCUAUGAAGACAUAAAGAAAGAUUUUCCUGAAGGAGAUAUUCACCUCUGUGAGAAAAAAAUACCACAUUCUUUCAUCCUCAGUAGUUACCAGGAAAUGGCUGACAUGACAGGUGACUGGCUGAAGGAGGAGCUGUCCAAAAUAUAAAAGCAGCCACAGGCAGCACGGAGGUAGCCCCUGCCUCUUCGUAGUGAGUAGUGUACGUAAUAGGUAAACGUUCAACUUUGCUAUGUGAUUUGAGAGGAGAAAAGUGAGAACCUCUUGGCUCAAAACCCAGCAGCUCUUCUGAAAGUUAAGAGAAUGACUUGUGUCAAUCAUGCCUCUAAAAAAAUUAAACUACCGGUUCCUAGGCCCCCAUGCUUCAGGCUGAAGUUAACACGCUGAAGAAGCGCUCCACAGAUUCAGAGACACACUUCCAAGACUCAGGAAACAUAGUGAGCCAAACAAAGUCUCCGCUGUUUGUGCGAGAUGCCCACUGGGACCCAGCUGGCCGUUUUGGUCGGCAAGAUCCUUGCAGGCAAAAGGAAGUAUAAAUUUAGUUGAUUUUCAUUGAGUUACGCUCUAGAAUGGAAUCUCCUGGAGGGAGUUAGGAAGACCCACUAGAAGAUGUGGAAGGUAGAUCCAUGGGUUUUAAGCGUCUGGUCAAGUGCAUGAAGCCAUGAGAAUAACACACUCGUGUUCCAGUAGCAAGAAGUGAUGCGCUGUGGAUCUCGGCAAUGGGCUCAGCUCUCCUUGGGGACAGGCCGAAGGGGACCCCAGGCUGGCUCUGCACAGGUCUCAGCUGAGAUCACAGAACUAGUCGGGGUACGGGUCCGCUGCAGCCCUGCUGCGCCACCUUGCGCGCGUCAGCCUGUCAUCUGGCCACCGCUGCCCCAGGCCCCAGCUGAGACAACGUCAGGGAAGGCCCUGCCUGCCUCCACCUGGGAGACGCCUCCCUGGGGUGUGUGCCUCUGUGAUCUUCCUGCAGGGACGGGAAGGCUUGCCACACAUUACUCGGGUCAGCUAAGCAGACAGGAGUUGUUGUGGGAGCCUGCCUCCCCUGGCAUCCCGAGACUGAGCUGCAGCCCGUGAGUGGUGAGCUCCCGCAGGCUCUUCCCCAGGCCAGGCAGAGCACCCCCCCCCCAGCCUGUACCCGCCACAUGCAGUGGCCUGUCCGUGACUUUUUUCAGUGUAACACCAUUGCCACCACCCAUGAGCCAGGUGCUGUGCUGGGCUUCGAGGGCAGAGUUCUUAGCGAUGUUGUGAUUCUCUUCUUCUGAACGCCGCCUAGUCAGUUUUGAAAGGGCAUCUUUAAUUGCUGACUAGAAAACGAUCACAAAUGACUCUCCACUCCUGAUGAGCUUUGCUACUUGGAAAGCAAUUGUUUUAUCAAUGUUAUUAAUGACCGGAACAAGCCAUUCAAUCACGUGUAUCCGUCCUCUCUGGACGCGCAAAGCCUUAGGAAGAGCUUGCUCUCUGCCCCGGAGCCACUGUGACACUCUGCAGUCCCCAGUCGACUCAGCCCUGCACCUGCCUGUGCGUCCCCCAGCUGCCAGCUGCGGGACUCCUGAGGCGCUUGGCUAUGACCCGGAUGCACCCUGAUUUCUUCUAGAACUCCCUCAGAGUGUUAUGGUUGCUUGACAACAGAGAACCCUGUGCUUCCUUUCAAAACCCAAGCCCCUGAGGAAAGAUUCAGCUUGGAGAUGCGUCAGCCCCCGGGGGAGUCCGGGGAGGCUGCAGGCCCAGCUCAGCUCGUGGCGCACAGACCUUGGCCAGUGCCAGAGCUGUCUCGGAGCCAGGGCCUGUGGCUCUGAAGCUGCCCCGGAGCGGCUAGGGGAGGCCAGCGGCAGCAUGGCGCAGUCGCACCUCCUGGGGUCAAGAACCCCCCCACCCCGGUGUACUUUUCCAUUUUCCAUUUUUCAAGUCUGCAGUUGUGACAUUGUGUCUGUGUUGGUUUUUCGGGCCUAGCAAAUGAUGAAAAGUAAAGCGAUGUUUAAGAUGCUGUCCCUCCUUUCCUGCUUAUCACCUAAGCCCAAAUAAAUUUAAAACUAAAUUUAAAAAUAAAUGUUGUAGUGGCACUUCGGACCUCGGCCCUCCUGAUCUCGGCGGUGGUGGGAAGAGGCCUCUCUGAGCAACUCUGAGUUCACUCAGGUGCAAGUCUGUCUCCUUCCUAAAUCGAAAAGCCACUGGCUCAGUGUUCCUGGGGAAGAAAGAAUCCCAUUUCAGAACUUGAGCUUCAUUCAUUUCAUUAGAAAUUAAAAGACCACGUAUUCCACGUGCAUGAUGAGGUGACGCAGUUUGCUGAGUACCGGAACUUCACCAUCUGCGAUUUUUCGGGGCCCCCUCUCCAUGCCUCCGUGGUAAGGUAGGACCAGCGAUAAAGCAGACCCCCUGUCGCUGGAAGAAUUAAACGGACUGACGGAGUCAAACCAAGCGUGGAGUACCUGACCAAGAGUGCCUUCUCAGUAAAGAUUCGCUUUAAUAAUAUUCACUGUUAAACAUCAUCAUAAUAAAAAACAAAACUCAAAUUGAUUAACAGGGGUAAAGCUCAUUUUCCAGAAGCACACUGCCCCAUUCGCUAGUCGGGCACAUGGAUCGUCCUUGGCGCAGACUGACUUGGCACGGGGUGAUUUGGCCCUGAGUGGAAAGCUGAAGCGCAGAGGCCUGCAGACACAGCCUGACCCUGGGGCCCAGCGUCCACAGUGACGGGGCCUCUCUCCAUGCCCUUCUCCCCUCUCGCUCACCCGCGCUAUUUUAACAUUGAGCGCAGGUGCCUGAGGAAGGGUCCCAGGAGGCGUGACCGUUACGCAACGCCCGGUCUGGGUCCCACGGCUGUCCGGCUUUUCUCGAACAUUGGUGGGACAGUGUGGGCAAUUUGAAUGGGGUCUGACAGGGAGUAGGGAGGGGUGUUUGCUUUCUGACUGCUGCGUGCAGAGGUGAGAAUGUCCCUCCUUGCACCACGGACACAUUAACACGUCAGGGGGCAGAGGUGUCAUGUCAUUUUACUGCCAAGUGGUUCACAGGAAAAUCUGUCCUUUGUACUGGACUGUAACUUUUUUGUAAUUUGGAGAUGAUU
Messenger RNA from Condylura cristata (star-nosed mole), 4044 nucleotides. It is a transcript of the gene LDAH, whose product is annotated as lipid droplet associated hydrolase. The record is from RefSeq and is a predicted model, not a curated record. The transcript has 7 exons. Gene Ontology annotation, cellular component: lipid droplet. Gene Ontology annotation, molecular function: lipase activity. Gene Ontology annotation, biological process: lipid storage. Lineage: Eukaryota; Metazoa; Chordata; Mammalia; Eulipotyphla; Talpidae. Bases 159 to 1136 code for a protein of 325 amino acids.